Molecule: messenger RNA, 2341 nt
Organism: Symphalangus syndactylus (siamang)
Lineage: Eukaryota; Metazoa; Chordata; Mammalia; Primates; Hylobatidae
Gene: SOX17
Product: SRY-box transcription factor 17
Biological process (GO): positive regulation of transcription by RNA polymerase II; endoderm formation; angiogenesis
Cellular component (GO): nucleus
Molecular function (GO): RNA polymerase II cis-regulatory region sequence-specific DNA binding; DNA-binding transcription activator activity, RNA polymerase II-specific
Source: RefSeq, a predicted model, not a curated record
GCAGUGUCACUAGGCCGGCUGGGGGCCCUGGGUACGCUGUAGACCGCGACAGGCCAGAACACGGGCGGCGGCUUCGGGCCGGGAGACCCGCGCAGCCCUCGGGGCAUCUCAGUGCCUCACUCCCCACCCCCUCCCCCGGGUCGGGGGAGGCGGCGCGUCCGGCGGAGGGUUGAGGGGAGCGGGGCAGGCCUGGAGCGCCAUGAGCAGCCCGGAUGCGGGAUACGCCAGUGACGACCAGAGCCAGACCCGGAGCGCGCUGCCCGCGGUGAUGGCCGGGCUGGGCCCCUGCCCCUGGGCCGAGUCGCUGAGCCCCAUCGGGGACAUGAAGGUGAAGGGCGAGGCGCCGGCGAGCAGCGGAGCGCCGGCCGGGGCCGCGGGCCGAGCCAAGGGCGAGUCCCGUAUCCGGCGGCCGAUGAACGCUUUCAUGGUGUGGGCUAAGGACGAGCGCAAGCGGCUGGCGCAGCAGAAUCCAGACCUGCACAAUGCUGAGCUGAGCAAGAUGCUGGGCAAGUCGUGGAAGGCGCUGACGCUGGCGGAGAAGCGGCCCUUCGUGGAGGAGGCCGAGCGGCUGCGCGUGCAACACAUGCAGGACCACCCCAACUACAAGUACCGGCCGCGGCGGCGCAAGCAGGUGAAGCGGCUGAAGCGGGUGGAGGGCGGCUUCCUGCACGGCCUGGCUGAGCCGCAGGCGGCCGCGCUGGGCCCCGAAGGCGGCCGCGUGGCCAUAGACGGUCUGGGCCUCCAGUUCCCCGAGCAGGGCUUCCCCGCCGGCCCGCCGCUGCUGCCUCCGCACAUGGGCGGCCACUACCGCGACUGCCAGAGUCUGGGCGCGCCUCCGCUCGACGGCUACCCGUUGCCCACGCCCGACACGUCCCCGCUGGACGGCGUGGACCCCGACCCGGCUUUCUUCGCCGCCCCGAUGCCCGGGGACUGCCCGGCGUCCGGCACCUACAGCUACGCGCAGGUCUCGGACUACGCUGGCCCCCCGGAGCCUCCCGCCGGCCCCAUGCACCCCCGACUCGGCCCAGAGCCCGCGGGUCCCUCGAUUCCGGGCCUCCUGGCGCCACCCAGCGCCCUUCACAUGUACUACGGCUCGAUGGGCUCGCCCGGGGCGGGCGGCGGGCGCGGCUUCCAGAUGCAGCCGCAACACCAGCACCAGCACCACCCCCCAGGCCCCGGACAGCCGUCGCCCCCUCCGGAGGCACUCCCCUGCCGGGACGGCACGGACCCCAAUCCGCCCGCCGAGCUCCUCGGGGAGGUGGACCGCACGGAAUUUGAACAGUAUCUGCACUUCGUGUGCAAGCCUGAGAUGGGCCUCCCCUACCAGGGGCAUGACUCCGGUGUGAAUCUCCCCGACAGCCACGGGGCCAUUUCCUCGGUGGUGUCCGACGCCAGCUCCGCGGUGUAUUACUGCAACUAUCCUGACGUGUGACAGGUCCCCGAUCCGCCCCAGCGUGCAGGCCAGAAGCAGUGUUACACACUUCCUGGAGGAGCUAAGGAAAUCCUCAGACUCCUGGGUUUUUGUUGUUCCUGUUGUUUUUUAAAAGGUGUCUUGGCAUAUAAUUUAUGGUAAUUUAUUUUGUCUGCCACUUGAACAGUUUGGGGGGGGGUGAAGUUUCAUUUAAAAUCUGUUCAGAGAUUUGUUUCCCAUAGUUGCAUUGUCAAAACCCUAUUUCCAAGUUCAAGUUAACUAGCUUUGAAUGUGUCCCAAAACAGCUUCCUCCAUUUCCUGAAAGUUUACUGAUCAAAGAAAUGUUGUCCCGGGUGUGUUUUUUCAAUCUUCUAGAAAAUAAAAUCUGGAAUCCUGCUUUUUUGCUCUACUAGUACCUCUGUCACACUAGUCUUAUCAAAAACCAGUUUUUAAGAUCAAUGUUAAGUUUAUUAGUUAAUGUAAAUUUCUCAUCCUCUUGAAAAGGGUGAACAUAAAUGCCUUUAAGGAGUAUAUCUAAAAAUAAACAUUAGGAUAUCUAAGUUUGAUGUAAUUGUUUCGGGAAGGAAAAAAAAGCAUUCUGGAAUGAGCCUGCUUCAUUUCAAGUAAUCUUAGUUUCUAAAACUAACGGUUAAUAUUUUCAAUUCCAGUAUAUCACUUUAAGUAGAAGGGGAUGUCCAAGUAAUUUUGGUUUUCUAACUGUUGAAUCAUAAGCUUGACCUGCCCACAGAGGCUUUUCGGAUGUUUUUAUCUGUGUUCUGCCAUCUCUUUACACUCCUCGACAUUCAGUUUACCUUAAUCUUCACAUUUUUACACCUUGGGAAGUGGCAAGCGUUGCUGGGUUUAAGAUAAUUUAAAGGAGUCACAGAAACUAAUCAAAAUAAAAUUUGCAUUAUGCCAACUUUUAAUACA